Messenger RNA from Acipenser ruthenus (sterlet), 7426 nucleotides. RefSeq names its product endoplasmic reticulum metallopeptidase 1-like. Gene Ontology annotation, biological process: proteolysis. NCBI's taxonomy places the organism in Eukaryota, Metazoa, Chordata, Actinopteri, Acipenseriformes, Acipenseridae. The record is from RefSeq and is a predicted model, not a curated record. Bases 162 to 2924 code for a protein of 920 amino acids. The transcript is spliced from 15 exons. Gene Ontology annotation, molecular function: metalloexopeptidase activity.
AGAAAUAAUAAGUCGUCUGUGGUAAGAGGGAGGGGGAGGGGUGUCUCUAAAUAAAUCUAUGUGAAUCGUGUUUAAAAAUGCAAGCGUUUUAAAAUGAGAAGGCUUGGCAUAGGAAAUGAAACAAAUGAGGAAAAGUCGCUGCCGGAACGCUUUGGAUUCCCAUGAUGCACCGCUUAGGCACGGACGGCAGUUUCAAUGUUAAGUCAGCGGAGUUGACCAUUUUGUGUAUCUACAGAUCUUUGCCAGCGGUAAAAAUGGAGAGCGACACAGCAGUCAGGAGAAACAGAGGGUAUAGGGCUGCGAAUAACCCGUCGGACCGAGACGAGAACAGCGGGGCCAAGAGCUUGGAUUCUGAACAAAAGACCGACAGCAGCGGCUCAGAUGAGAUCAAAAAGAAACCCGUUAGUCUGUCUUUGCUGGAGGAGAGCAAUGGGGCUGUCUUGCUUGGUUUUUUCCUACUUGCAUUAUGGGGACUAGUCCAUUUAUCACUGCGGCAGCUGGUCGUCGGAGCCUCGACCGGUGAAUUUAAUGCAGUCAGGGCUAGGAAGCAUCUUGAACACAUCACAGCAGUUGGCCCCAGAACCGUGGGAAGUCCAGAAAAUGAAAUUUUGACUGUUAACUACCUUCUGGAGGAAAUUGAGAAAAUUAAAGCAGGAAGCAACAAAGCUCACACUAUUUCAGUGGAUGUCCAAAAACCUACAGGAUCUUUUACUAUUGACUUUCUAGGGGGUUUCACCAGUUACUAUGAUAGAGUCUCCAAUGUUGUUGUCAAGCUGGAGCCAAAGAGAGGGGCCAAACACGCCAUGCUUGCCAACUGUCACUUUGACUCUGUGGCAAACAGCCCAGGUGCCAGUGACGAUGCUGUCAGCUGCUCUGUCUUGCUGGAAGCACUUCAUUCGAUGUCCAAUUUAUCAACUCCACUACAACAUGCUGUUAUAUUCCUUUUUAAUGGAGCAGAAGAGAAUAUCUUGCAGGCGAGUCACGGUUUUAUCACACAGCACCCCUGGGCAAAGCUAGUUCGUGCGUUCAUCAACCUGGAAGCCGCUGGAGUGGGAGGGAAGGAGAUUGUUUUCCAAACAGGUCCUGAAAACCCAUGGCUAGUGCAGGCGUAUGUCAGCGCAGUGAAGCACCCAUUCGCGUCUGUGGUUGGCCAAGAGGUGUUUCAGAGUGGUAUCAUCCCGUCAGACACUGACUUUCGCAUUUACAGGGACUUUGGCAAUAUUCCAGGUAUAGACUUGGCUUUCAUUGAAAACGGCUACCUUUACCACACCAAGUAUGACACGGCGGACAGGAUUUUAACAGACACCAUACAAAGAGCAGGUGACAAUAUUCUGGCUGUUCUAAAGCUUCUCGCCUCGUCAGAGGAGCUGGCAGACUCAUCAGAGUAUCGGCAUGGCAACAUGGUGUUCUUUGAUGUGCUCGGAGUGUUUAUGGUGGCCUAUCCAGCCCGGGUCGGUACCAUUAUCAAUUAUAUGGUCACUGUUGCUGCUUUCAUCUAUCUGGGAAAGAAAUGUUCCCUUCCUAACAAUGUUGGCGUCGUGUACAUGAGAAGCCUGGUGUAUGCCAUUGGUGUCACACUGAUGAGCUGGUUCAUCACCUUAGUGUCCGUCCUCAUUAUAGCUGUGUUAAUUUCUCUCACUGGACAGUCCAUGUUCUGGUACACCCAUUACUACGUGUCAGUCUGCCUCUAUGGAACUGCAGGCAUAGCAAUGCUAAUGCUCAUUCAUACAUUAGCAAAGAAGCACUAUUAUGGAAACAUGAACCAGCUCCAGGUGGGAGAGAUCUACUUUGACGCCACACUGACGCUGUGGUGCUGUGCACUGGUCUACCUCACCCAGCAAGGGCUCUGCUCGGCCUAUGUCCCCAUGAUCACAGUGGUCUUCCCUCUGAUCACAAAGCUGCUGCUCCGCCAGGAAAUCAAGCAAAGAGGAGCCACAGUCAAGUACACUGCCCUGUACCUGCUGGGGCUGUCUCUACCCUACGUACACUUCAUGUUUCUCAUGUGGGUGGUGUUUGAGAUCUUCACUCCAAUUCUUGGGCGCAGUGGCACGGAGAUUCCUCCAGAUGUGGUUCUGGCUUCCAUUACUGCAGGAUGCGUCAUUAUUCUGUCCUCCUACUUUAUACACUUAAUUUACCUUUCCAAAAGCACGAAGCGGACACUAGUGGUGCUGGCUUCCAUUUUUGGUGUGGUGGCAGUGCUGGUUUCCUGUGGCAUGUUCUUCCCCUACAGCUGCGAUUCAGCUAGCCCACGGCCCAAACGCAUCGUCCUGCAGCAUACCACCAGGACCUUCCAUGACCUCAGUGGAGAAGUCGUCAAGAAGGACUCUGGGAUCUGGAUCAAUGGGUUUGACUACACAGGAAUGAAAUAUGUGACUCCACACAUCCCUGAAAUAAAUGACACCAUUCGAGCCCCAUGUGACAAACAGGUUCCCUUCUGUGGCUUCCCCUGGUUCCUGCCUGUUGAGUUUCUUGUUAAGAAGAAUUGGUACCUGCCUGCCCCAGAGGUGUUUCCAAAGACCCCUAUUGAGUUUGCACUGCUGUCAAAGCAACAAACAGACUGGGGGACCACCAAGCUAUCAUUUGAAGUCAAAGGACCCAGCCACAUGUCCCUGUAUCUUCUGCCCCGCCAUGGAGCAGCACUCACCAGCUGGUCCUUCGGUGAUGGCACUCCGCAGUUUGACCUCGGUGGGGAGUAUUUCAUUUUCUACUCCCAUGGGCUGGACGCCCCAGCCUGGCACUUCUGGUUCGAAGUGCAGGCCCCUAAGUCCAACUCAGGGGAGGAGAUGAUCUCUAUUGGCAUUGCGUCUCACUACUUCUUUGGGGAGGAUCAGAAGACUCCUCAGCUGAUGGAGCUACUCCACAGGUUUCCUGACUGGUCCUUCCCUUCCCACUGGGUCAGCACUUACAACCUCUACCAAUACUAGAGUCAACACCACACCUACCGACUCAGACAGACUGCUAAAGCUUGAACGGGAAAUGCAACAAUUCCACAGUUUGAUUAUUUUGUUUUUAUUUAAUUAACCCCCAAACAUACUUAUUUACUAAAGACUGUAAAACGCUGUACUAAAACAGUUAUGGGUUAGUGUUAGGGUUUUUUUUUCUCUCUAUCCCCCAUUUUUCUUUUAUACCAUGGUUCAGAGGAUUAGAGAUGGAUGUGAAGCCAUUCUUGCCUUUUGACAGCUGCUAUGAUCUCAAAUAGCAAAAUCAGCCUUUUUUUGGGAGACUACGUGUAAUGAGAUCUGGCAGUCUCAAUCCAGUUCCAGAUGAAGAGGCUGCAUACAGUAAACUGAUUGAGUUGUUAGCAGCUGCAGGGAGGCUAUUUAAUGAGCAUAGAGCCUGUACUAUUGUGAGGCACAUAGACAGUGUCAUACCUGUGGAUAAAAAGGGACUUCAGUCGCUAGAGCUUUCCGUACAUAAACUUUGCAAAGCACUGAAUGCUGUUAGCUUAGAUACGUUGUGUUCAUACAAGACAAAGAACAGCAUUUUUCCAGUGCUGAUAUAGUUUGAAGUUUGAAACAAGUAAAAAACAUAAUUUUAUGCAAAAUUAGACUUUUGCUCAGUCACCAUUUAAAACAGUUUUGUUCAUGUUUGUGUCUUUGACAAGUGUAGUUCAGGGGACUCUACUGUCUUAUUCAUUUGGACACGUGGCCAUGGAAACGGUCUAUACCUAAAAUUCUUGUUUUAAAAAAAGAUAAAUGCUUUUAUUUUUUUAUUUUGUAAAUUUGUGAAAGUAAAGGAGCAUGGUACAGGAAACAUUGUAGUUUAAUGGUUACUGUUUUGGGAGGGCUGUGUUAUGCUAUUGGACUGGGACACUAAUAAAACACAUUUUUAUUGUCAGACUUUUUGACAUGUUGAACAUCUGGAAAACCUUGCAGUAUGUCUGUUGGAGACUUGAGCCUGAAAACAGUUCCUGUUUCACAUACAGGCCUGGUGUUAAGAUUUCUUCAGUGCAAAAUGUUUGCUUAUAGUGCAAUGUUAAUACAUCUUAGCUGCCAAACUGUAUGGAGCGAAUUCACAAAACACUUUACUGCAAAGUGCCAUUAGCACCAAGAGAAACACUGUUGGUUAGAAAAAAAAAAAUUAAGAAUACCUCCGACUCCUUGGAUUGCAUUUUUUGGUUGUUUUUGUCAAGUUUUAUAUAUUUUAUGGUGGUUUUCUAGUUUUUAAAAAGUUGCACAAAUAACACUUUGGAGUAUGGCUUUUGAGUUUCCCCCCAUAGUCUUGAAUAAUGACAUGAGUUCAGCUUCUGGUUCUGGUGAAAAACCACAAAAGACGGGAGCAAGUCUAGAGUAAAAUCAUGAUAUAUUUUAAUUAUUUUGACCCCAACACUUAAAAUAAUAAGAUAUAUUGCCGAUAUUUUGGCUGGGAGGAAACUGGGGAAUUAUAAUGUGCUGUUGGUGCUCUAAAGCCAAAUAUAGCCUGCUAGGAUGUGGUUAGAGAGCUGUUUCCAUAUCUAUAGAAAAUUGAUUACUGCCCACAAAUAAGUUUAAUAUUCUAAAUCAGCUUUUAGUCCAACUAGUUCUUGUGGGUACACUACCAUAUAUUUAAUGCCAUUGCUGGUGAUAACAGAAAAGCUUUAAAAUGCAUAUCACAUUAGUUUCCCUCCAGUAUUUGUAUUCCAGGAAUGAAUUAACCUGCAUAGACUCUGUUUAAGUAGUAAGAGAGGCAAAGCUGACUAAUUCUAAGUCCUAAAAACUAAGCUGUGAACAAAAAGCUGUCUGAUUUUAUUGUGUUUUUACUAAUUUAAAUGUAGUCACUGUGGUUUUAUUAAAUCAAAGAAUGAGGGAAUGUCUUAUUGGUCCAUGGCUAAAAUUAAACUCCUACAUGGAUUCUUAAGAUGAUGAUUAAACAAGACAAGCCGACAAAAAAAUAAAUAGGCAGGUUAGACUAAACAUAAAAGGAUAAGUUAAUGUACUAAAAAGGUGGAAAAGAAUGUUCAAUGGAUAUCAACUAGCCAAUACUAGCUUUUAUAUAGUUCCUAACCAACACUUUUUGAAAAUGUGGUGAUUGUUGAUGUCAAUUCUAUAAAAAGAGAUCAGUGUAGGUAGCAUGAGUGUUUUAACAUGGUGACUGAACUGAGUCUGAUCAAAACGACAGCUCCUGUAGACCUGGAUAUGGAGCCCUUUUCACACUGGCAUGCUUUACCUGGGUUGGAACCUACCCGGGUCAGGACCUGGUGUCAUGCGGGUUGGGUACGUGAGUUCACACUGCUUUUGAUAAAGCAGGGUCGACCUGGGUGACAGACAAAUGUACACAAUAUGCGUAUCAAUGCCCCGGAAGCAGCUUGUUACUGACGCUUACAUCCAAGCGUCUUUGCAUUGAGCAAAUGUUGAUUAGAGCAAAUGUUUCUUCAUCCCUGCUGCAAUCUGGCUCAUUGUGUGUCUCACAAAUAUGGCUAAACAGAGACAUUCAUUGCGGAAGUGAAACCUUCACGCAGGUGUGGCUGUUUGUUAUUUCGUCGGCUUAUGAACGGCUUAUUUAAAACUGCUAAUCUUAUUUAAAAAUUUGACACUGUGAGCCAUUUUACAUUUCUCAGGAUAACUUAUUUUAAGUGUCUUGUUUUAGAUUUAGCUUUUUUGCAAAUCAAUGUGUUUGUUGCUUUUUUUUAUUAUAAAAUUAUCAUUUAUUUUUCUUCCUUUAAGAUUUUGAAUUUGUGUAUGGUAAUUCAUAGUAAACAAUGUAAAAAUGUUUGUUGUAAAUCUACUGACAAAAGUAAUGGAUCUUGCUUCUAGCUGAUAGUCUUACUGCAAUGGGAAUCCAUUGUUCUGUGCAAAAGAAAUGCACCUACAACAUCAAGGGGCAAAUUUAAUGGACCUGAUUCACUAAGCAAGUUUACCCGGUUUUGUUUUACUAAAUGGCAAAAAAUAAAAGCUUUAUGUAACAACAUUUAAGUAAUGUUCUCAUUUAGCUUUGCAUGUGUAAGGUGGAAGAUAAUUUCCCUGGCUCGGUACAGGCGCAGUGUUGGCUACACAAGACCACACCUCAGUCCUAACCUGCACAGUUUCACAGUUUUACCCAAAAUGGCUUUUUCUUUUUCACUCCCCCCCCCCCCCCCCCUCCCCCCCCCACAAAAGCGCUGUUGCCCUUCCAAACACAGUCAUGUGAUCUCACGGGUGAGUUCAAAGAGAAAGGGACAGCUACAUCCAGAUUCAUUUGUCAUUCAUUUCCCUAUUGACAUCCAUUUUGAGGGUGUGGACUAAUUCCAAAUGAGUUAGGAGCUAGUUUAAUUUGUGAGAUUCAAAACCUGCUUUUCCACCAAGCACCACCUUAGGUAUUUCUUGCAAAGAAAACUUAGCACUAAGGGCAAAAAUGCUUAGUGAAUCUAUCACAACGUGCCUUCAUGUUCCAGAUACAUUGAAGAUUAAAAUAGAUCAACAAAAGGCUGAAUCUGCCAUAUAGAAAAUAACAACACUCGGGCCAGGUUUAGUUAAAGCUGGCUUGAUCACAAGUUGCCUUGAAAGCAUCUGAUAAGGGAAGACCCAACACUGUCAGAACUAGUCUAUACUACAUGAAUAGAUCCUUGUACUGGUAUAGGGGACUCUCGCAUAGUUCUCUACUAUAUACAAUUGUUUUGGGUUGCAGUGGAGAGGUUAACCAUAAAAUUAAAUGUAAAAGAAUUAAAGCAGCACAUAAUCAUUAAGUAAAGUGUAUAAAGUAGCACAUUUCUUUACUACAGAACUUGUCACUUUUUUGUUUCACUCUUUACAUUGUUACAUGGCUUUUUCCUUAAAGAUUGGAGAUGGCGUAAACAUGAUGCCAAUUGUGGCCCAAUGUAAACUUGCAUCACAGGGGAGGUGAAGAAUCAGGCUAAUAGCUGCUGCACUAUUCCCCAGUGGUGCUGUACCUCCGCUGCUAUGCAGAACCCUUUGCCUCUUAUAUGUUGGCAGAAUGAACCUUUUCCCACCACCAUUGGGUGGGGUUGCUGUCAAAGCAUCAGCCAGCCAGCCAGCCAGCCAGUCACUUUGCUCAAGGCCUUCUGUCCACUUUGCUGGGCACUGUGGGCUCUACCAUUUAGCAAAGUACAGUCCAGUGGGUAUCAAUUAAAAAAAAAAAAGAUGGAUUAAACGACUGCCUAGUCUGUGAAGUGAAUAAUUGCAGGGUUGUUAUAGCUCUAAAUUUGGAUUGCUUAUGCAUGCCAAAGCUAGUCUGCUACACGGUGUGUGUGUGUGUGUGUGUGUGUGUGUGUAUAUAUAUAUAUAUAUAUAUAUAUAUAUAUAUAUAUAUAUAUAUAUAUAUAUAAUAAUUAUACACACACACACACAAGGCAACGUUUCCAAAAGCAGGGGACAAUGUUUUUUAUUUAUACAGCAUUAAGAAGAAAAUUCUAAAUUUUGACUUGCACUCUUAGAGUAAAUAAUUUUGGUUACUGAAAAAAAAAAACAUGUAAAAAUGGCUGUUCAAAUAAAAGGAUGGUUUUGUAAAAAGA